Molecule: messenger RNA, 1030 nt
Organism: Bactrocera oleae (olive fruit fly)
Lineage: Eukaryota; Metazoa; Arthropoda; Insecta; Diptera; Tephritidae
Source: RefSeq, a predicted model, not a curated record
AUGGAAAUUAAUGCAAUUGUGAAUUUGUCUCUUCCAUCGAUUCAGCUAAUCGUUUGCAUUGCUACCUGCAUCCGGCUAACAAUUGCGCGUCCCGAUGUCAGUCUUGGCUAUCAGUAUCGCCCCGGUUACAGCAGCUCCGGUGGCAAUUUAUUGCAGACACCACACGUCACAAGCAGCAAUUAUUUUAGCCGAGUACCGAACUUUUCACAAAAAGGGGUAGGAGGCUCUGGAGGUUCCGGCAGCUUUGGUUACAAUGAAAAUAGUGGCGGUUCUUCCUACUCCUCUAGCGGUUAUGGAGGCUUGUCAGACAGUUUUAGUGGAGCAGGCGAUUUAGGCAGUUCAACAGCCGGCAAUGGCUAUCAAGCGGGUUACAACACUGGCAAUAUACACUAUACUCAACAAUCAUCGAACUUCGUUGGCCGUGCGCCGAUUGUGACCAAACACUUUUGGCUGCACUCCGCACCGGAGGAUCAGGAUGAACAGCAAAUUGUGCGUUAUAUAAAUAUUGGACAACCACGCAAGAACUACAAUGUUGUAUUCAUUAACACGCCUUCAUCUGGUGUGAAUAAGGCUAAAAUUAUCGCCAAUGUUGCGCCAGUUGAAGAUAAGACGGCUAUUUAUGUUUUGGCCAAGAAGGCGAACGCUUUGGAUGUGAGCGCUGAGGUCGCUACACCAGCGCCAGUUGUCAAUAAGCCAGAAGUGUUCUUUAUUAAGUACAAAACACCUGAGGAAGCGCUACAUGCGCAAGACACCAUACAAGCUCAGUACGACGCUUUGGGCGGUUCCAGCGACGUCUCCAAUGAAGGCUCUAUUCCAGUAUCGUCCGUCAUCGGCAAUUUGGGUGGUUCGGUUGGCAGUGGGGAUAAUCAUGUUGAGGACUCGCAUAUAGUGCAGGCUGGACCAUCAAGCAAUAAGGCAAUUCAGAAUUAUUUGCCACCGAAUCACAAGUAAAAUGUGAUUAAUAAUUAAAGCUUUUAUUUCACAUUGUGAAAGCUCCGUAGCUAUAAAUGAAAGUUUAAAUAUGUUUGAC